Molecule: messenger RNA, 4092 nt
Organism: Cynoglossus semilaevis (tongue sole)
Lineage: Eukaryota; Metazoa; Chordata; Actinopteri; Pleuronectiformes; Cynoglossidae
Gene: cerk
Product: ceramide kinase
Exons: 13
Coding region: 267-1955 (562 amino acids)
Biological process (GO): phosphorylation; ceramide metabolic process
Molecular function (GO): ceramide kinase activity
Source: RefSeq, a predicted model, not a curated record
AUUGUCAUUUGGUGUUUUCAGUGCCGUAGUGUUGUUGCAAUAAAUUGGAAAGCAAGCCGGACAAUUUUUUUUUUCUGCGGAGUAAGCCAUCUUGGCUAUAAACGAUCUUUGUUCGAGAUCCAUUCUUAUGCUAACGGCUCUGGCCGAUUUACCGAGGACUGAACUAAUACGUGUAGAUCCAUUGUGUUGUCUAUACUGAGCUGAGCCGGACCGAAGAAAAAAGUGUCAUGACAACUGUGGACGAAUGACCAGUUCGGGACGACAUUAUGGACAAACAGCCUGUGCUAUUGUGCUCCAGGCUUUUCCAGAAGCGCAGGCAGGCGGAUGUGACUCUGAGCCGAACGGUUCUGGCCUGGACGGAAACAGAGAAGAGCAGAAAACGAAGGACAGGCAUCAGUAGCUUCUCUGGAAAAGCUCACAGUCAAGCUGUUCAGGUGUGUGAACUUGUGACUGUCCACAAGGCUGAAGAAGAUUGGACCAGAAGACGCAAGAAAAAAGCCAAGCAGGUCGCUGAGCUGUACCCUCAUGCAUUCACAGUCUCGUACGUUAGGAGGACGCAGCAGCACCGGUGGCGCUGCGCCGACGUGACUUUCCGGUGCACCAGUCUGGCACUGUGUGAGCGCUGGAUCCACGUUAUCAACGAGCGGCUGUCACUACUCUCCAACCGACCAAAGAGCCUUCUGGUCUACAUCAAUCCCUACGGCGGGAAGCGGCGAGGGAAGCACAUAUACGAGCAGAAGGUGGCGCCACUGUUUCAGCACGCCUGCAUCUCGACCGACGUGAUUGUUACAGAGCACGCCAAUCACGCCAGAGACCACUUAAAAACGGAAGCCAAUCUCGACAAAUAUGACGGGGUUGUGUGUGUGGGCGGGGAUGGGAUGUUCAGUGAGAUCCUACACGGGUUGGCCACAAGAACCCAGACUGACCACGGCGUGGACCAGAACCAGCAGGACGCCGAGUUAGUGCCGUGCUCUCUGCGUAUUGGAAUCAUCCCUGCAGGAUCUACAGACUGUAUCUGCUUUGCCACCGUGGGGACCAAUGAUCCAGUUACUUCAGCUUUGCACAUCAUUGUGGGUGACUCUCAGCCGAUGGACGUCUGCUCCGUUCACCACGAUGACACCUUUCUCAGUUACUCAGUCUCGUUGCUCGGCUACGGUUUCUAUGGAGAUGUACAGACUGACAGCGAGAGGAAGCGGUGGCUUGGCCCUGCCAGAUACGAUCUGUCAGGGGUGAAAACCUUUCUGAACCACAACCACUACGAAGGCACCAUCUCCUUCCUCCCUGCAGAGAACCACAUGGGGAACCCCAGGGACAAGCUGCUGUGUCGAUCAGGGUGCAGCGUCUGCCAACGCGGGCCUCCGGUGAAAGAGCAGCAGUGGCAGCUGUCAGAGAAGAAAAAGACUGAAACUGAUGACGGCAGUGGAUGGAGCGUGGUGCGAGGAAAGUUCCUCGCCAUCAACGCGGCCAGUAUGAGCUGCGCCUGCCCACGAAGCCCAAAAGGCCUGUCACCGUCCGCGCACCUGGCCGACGGCACCACUGACCUCAUCCUGGUCAGGAGGUGCUCCCGCCUGGACUUCCUCAAACACCUUCUCCGACACACCAACAAAGACGAUCAGUUUGACCACUCGUUUGUGGAGGUGCACCGCGUGAAGAAGUUCCGCUUCCAGCCGUGGCUCCAGGAACCGGGUUCGCUGGAAGACCUGAGCGAGGCGACCAAGAAGACGGGCUUCGCUCCAAUCUGCUCCGGUCAAACCCCCUGCAGCUACAGCAAAGCCCAGAGCAGCUGGACCUGUGACGGGGAGAUCCUGUGUCACGCUGACAUCCAAGUCAGUGUCCGGUGUGGGCUGGUCAGGCUGUUCGCCCGCGGCAUCGAGGAGCAGCAGCCGCAGCAGUGUGUGUUGGACGACCCCGGUCCACUUUCAGCCCCGGACCCAGGCCAACAGCACGUGGACUGAGAGACGGAACGGUGACAUUUGGCCACAGAGAAUCACUUCACAAAGCUUCACUCGUCUCAAAGAAUUUUGGCCCGGAAAAUACACACCACCUAGCUGCCAACUGUUGGCACGGCGUAUCUCUUUAGCGCAGGGAGUCUUCUCAGUGCACCAACGACAUGAUGAAAUGAUAGAAAAAAAUAAAUAAUAAAUAAAUAAACUGUCACAAGUCAAGAUAGGAAGCUGCUGCCACCAGCUAUUAAAAUUGAAAGAUGACCAUCCACAGAGGCAGUGUGGGAGUUCAAACCCACAGAGAUGAACCGUCCUGUGCUCAGGACUCAAAGCAUUUAGACAGAGAGAGUUCCCACAUCAGCACCGAGGCUGUUUCUGUCUCCUCUCAGAGGUGGAGACGAGACAGGAGCAGCCGAGGAGGAUAAAAUAUCCAAUAAAAACAACCUGUGAAUUGCACUGAUAAAAUAAAUACAAGGAAAGAAAAAAGGAAAAAAAAAAACACCUAAAUGCCAGGGCGGUAGCUGGGAUAAAAUAAAAUAAAAGAAAGCCCACACAUGCAAUCUGCUGCUCCCUUUUUGGGAAAAAUAUAUUUCAUCUCUGACUCAGGUGAAAGCAGAUAUGAGCCAGGGGCGCUAAUGAAACGAACUGAAUACCCUGCUAAUACACUAACAGGACCCCGGUGGCUUCUGGGUAAUAAGGCAAAGUGGUUGCUAAGUGAUUCACUGUGUCUCAGCGCUGCUGCUCCGCACCUGUGGCUCGAAGGCUCAGUUUCUCUUUGGCUGGAAGCAGCGGCGCUCAGGCCGUCAACUGGGAUUAGGCGGAAAUUAUACACCGUUAGUGUUAUUACGGAUAAUCAGUGGUGUGGACUGAGAAAUGAGAGGGUCAAGCUGGUCUUGAUGUUCCCGGGAAAAUGUUGGAAAAAGAAGGCAGCGGAGGAAUUUUUAGUCUGUGUUUCUGUUUUGAAAAUGUAUUUAUUUAGGAGCAGGUGUGACGACGUAGCUUAACUAAUUAGUCUCUGGACUCGUGAGGUUUUACCGACCAACUCGGCCAAAAUCACAAAAAUCAACAUUAAAUAAAUGUCAGUGGAUGAGCAAAACAAAACGCGCACACACACACAAACAUGUUUUUUGUUUUUGGGAGCACUCCACAUAGACGUAAAGCAUUCCAUCGACCCCUUAGCUCUGAUCUUAAUAAUGCUAAUCCUUACACUGACUCAUGACCCCAAUUUUUAAUCCAAAGUCCAAGGUAAACCUUAACAUACCCUCUGACUUAUAAGGAACCUGAAAAUGUCCCCACAAGUAUAUCUACACCAGGAACACACACACGCAUUGGAACACUUCUAUAGCCGUUAACUUUACUGCAGUAUAACAAACACAUGCUUAAUCCCAAUCCUGACACCAAAUCUAAUCUGACCCUAAUUCCAAUCCUCACUCCAAACAAAACCUUAAACCUCAGGACAUUGGAACAAUCAGAGAAAUGAAGUGAAUGUUGUGUCAAUCAGACCUGAGAAGUUUGUCCAUUCACAGCUGCUGUAGCAACAUGGCCGACUCUUCAUAUGCAGAUUUUUAAAUGAAGGCUAAUUUGUAGCUUAUGUUAAAAAUAAAUAAAUAAAAGAACAAGAAGACUUAAUCCCGGACGAUUGUAGACUGAAUGUCAAAUGUGAACUUGUUGUUUGCAUUUGUUUGUAGUUUAAAUUUCCUUAAAGUAGGAAUUCUAACCAAAUUGCGACGAUUAGCUAGGCAAGCUAGCUAACUAGCAAGCAAGCUAGGACAAGUAGCAAUAUAAAGUUUGAACUUGAAAAUUAAACUAACUACCUUUGGAAAAAAAAUAGUUCUUGUUAAUGUAGCUGUAGUUUAGCUCCACAAGAGGCACUCUUCCGACGUUGGAACUUGAGCUUUUUGUUUUGUUUUGUUUUUUUUUUUGUUUUGUUUGUUUUUUUAAAUAUGAGAAAGACAUUUCACACCAAAGCAUGUAGACGCAGGAGCAAGUGAGUUCUAGUUUCCUAUUUCAAAUAGAAUUAUUUUAGAAAACCGUACGUCUUUAAAUGCAAAACAAGUAAAUAAUUAAAAUGAAAUGAGCUGUGAUGUCAGUAGAUUUUUUGAGGUAAAAUAUAUAUUUGUCAUCUAUCGUAUUAAAUGGCUUCUAGAAU